Molecule: messenger RNA, 1113 nt
Organism: Gavia stellata (red-throated loon)
Lineage: Eukaryota; Metazoa; Chordata; Aves; Gaviiformes; Gaviidae
Gene: LRTM2
Product: leucine rich repeats and transmembrane domains 2
Exons: 3
Coding region: 1-1113 (370 amino acids)
Biological process (GO): positive regulation of synapse assembly; axonogenesis; regulation of presynapse assembly
Cellular component (GO): membrane
Molecular function (GO): protein binding
Source: RefSeq, a predicted model, not a curated record
AUGCUGCCUACAACUGCUGGCCACCGGUGGAGGAGCAGGUUCCUCAUGAGGUGGCAAGAGGCUUGUCUGCUUGGCUGUUGGCUGUCGCUAUGUGCUGCUGAGUCCUUCUUUGCUUGCCCUUCCUCCUGCAAGUGUAACAGUGGCAACCUGGAAGUGGACUGUAGCGGCUUGGGCCUCUCUUCCAUCCCCUCAGACAUCCCCACAAACACCAGGACCUUCCUCUUUCUCAACAACAAACUCAGCAUCCUGCCAGGAGCAGUGUUUUCCAACCUCUCUGCCCUACAGAGGCUGGAUCUAUCCAACAACUUCUUGGACCAGCUCCCUCAGAACAUCUUCAGUGACCUGGGGAACCUCACGGAGCUCCAGCUGAGGAACAACAGCAUCCGGGCCUUGGACAAGGACCUGCUACAACACACGGCCCUGCUGCGCCAGCUGGAUCUCUCCAUCAAUGGCCUGGCCCAGAUACCCUCGGGCAUCUUUGACGACCUGCCUGCUCUCCGCUCCCUCUCUCUCAGGUCCAAUCGCCUGCAGAGCCUGGAUAGGGUGACCUUCGAACCUCUAACCAGCCUGCAGCAACUCCAAGUUGGGGAUAACCCCUGGGAAUGCGACUGCAACCUCCGAGACUUCAAGCACUGGAUGGAGUGGUUCUCCUACCGAGGUGGGAAAAUCGACCAGCUGGCAUGUACCCUGCCCAAGGAGCUGAAAGGGAAGGAUAUGCGAAUGGUGCCCAUGGAAAUGUUUAACUACUGCUCCCAGCUGGAUGAUGAGAACAGCUCUACAGUGCUGGACAAUACUGGCCCACCCUGCACUAAAGGAAGCCCAACUCCUUCCAAAUCUAAAUCGGGCUCAGAAACAGAAGUGGAGCCCAGUGUGGGAUGCCCUCAGAAACAGCGAUAUAGGCCUGUGAGCGUGCGCCGGGCUAUUGGCACUGUGAUCAUCGCAGGGGUGGUUUGCGGCAUUGUUUGCAUCAUGAUGGUGGUGGCAGCUGCUUACGGUUGCAUCUAUGCCUCCCUCAUGGCCAAGUACCACCGGGAGCUGAAGAAGAGGCAGCCACUCAUGGGUGACACAGAAGGUGAACAUGAAGAGCAAAAACAAAUCUCUUCCGUGGCAUGA